Coregonus sp. 'balchen' is the source of this 3440-nucleotide messenger RNA. Lineage: Eukaryota; Metazoa; Chordata; Actinopteri; Salmoniformes; Salmonidae. The record is from the annotation of a GenBank genome assembly.
AUGCCUGCAGAGAAUGUACCAGAACCGACAAAGACCAACGGUGUGACGAAUGGGGGGGAGAUCAUCACUGAAGUAGAGGAUGAGGAGGACGAUCUCAGGUACUGAGGAGUAGUAGCCUAUUGAUUAGGAUUGCCUAUCACCCCUUUUAAUCUAUUCAAUGUCAAAUUAUACAUAAUGAUUUAGGGUUAUUGGUGAGGUCCUCUGUAGCUCAGCUGGUAGAGCACGGCGCUUGUAACGCCAAGGUAGUGGGUUCGAUCCCCGGGACCACCCAUACACAAAACAAAAAAAUGUAUGCACGCAUGACUGUAAGUCGCUUUGGAUAAAAAGCGUCUGCUAAAUGGCAUAUUAUUAUAUUAUUAGGUGGUCAGGGAAAACCUGGGGCCCUAAUAACAACAAUUGGAAGUUUGGUAUGAUAAUGAGUAACAAGGAGUUGGUAUGAUAAUGAGUAACAAGGAGUUGGUAUGAUAAUGAGUAACAAGGAGUUGGUAUGAUAAUGAGUAACAAGGAGUUGGUAUGAUAAUGAGUAACAAGGAGUUGGUAUGAUAAUGAGUAACAAGGAGUUGGUAUGAUAAUGAGUAACAAGGAGUUGGUAUGAUAAUGAGUAACAAGGAGUUGGCAUGAUGGUAUAUAAACAUAGGCUAUGUUUACAUGCUCUUAGCAGUGCAUAGUUUUCACCUGUUCUUUGUAUCUGUUUCACUCCAUGUCUUCCCCAACCUGCAUAGUGAUAUAGGACUUCAUUAUUUUAUGACCAAGAGUGUCAGCUUGCAUGUCUUUACCUGUGAAUGAUUUCAUAUUUUUUUACUAUGUGACUGUCUGUUGUUCCUCCAUCGGUUCUUCACCUCCCCAGUCCAGAUGACCUGUCAGAGUUGCUAGCAGAGGGAACAAAGGAGUCCCACGACAGAGCAGAGAACUGCCAGUUUGUGAAAGACUUCCUCAGGGGACGCAUCCAAAGAGAACUGUUUAAGGUCAGUCUGUAGGGCUGGGCAAGAAUGGGUUAACUGACAGGCCCAGACAAACCAUCUUACACAUUGACCCCUGCUCAAAUUCAUUUAAACUAUUCAUUUAUUCAGUCAAUUGGUUGAGUUGGAUUAGAACGCAGCAUUGAAAUAGUGCUACUGUAUAUGUCAUAUUAGCAUAUUUCACUUGAUGCCUUAGUCAGUUCUAUUCCUGAAUAGACUAGAACUGAACUGAAUAUCACCUGCAUUUCUCUCUUCCUGUGAGUUAAUAGUUCACCUCUCUCUCUCUCUCUCCUACCCUCUCUAUCUCCCUCUCUCUCCCCCUCCACUCCACUCCUCUCUCCAGCGGGGCACAGCUGCCCUCUACUUUGUGUAUACUGCCAUGGAGGAGGAGAUAGAGAGGAACAGGGACCACCCCCAGUUUGCCCCCAUCUACUUCCCCACUGAGCUGCACCGACGUGAGGCUCUGGCCCAAGACCUGGAGUACUUCUAUGGAGAAGACUGGGAGAACCAGGUGCAGCCAGAAGAGGGCGGGCCCCGGUCACCCCUCUGAGCCAGGUUCCUAUCUGGUGCCUGGUUCACACUAUAGGGCUGACCCGAACCGCACUGUGCUGGUAGUGCACAGUUACAGUAACUAUGGUGGACGUGUAACCAGGCCAACCCAGUACAGCUCGGCUUGACUUGGUUUGACCUUAUAGUGUGAAUCAGUCUUCGGUUUCUUCCUUCUAGGGAGUUUAUUUCAAGCCUAUGUGCCUCUGCUUCUGCUUCUGCUUGCUCAUUGGGGUCUAGGCUGGGUAACUUUGAUUGAUUAAGUGAAUUAUUGAUUGAUUGAACCAGGUCACCUGCUCCCCGGGCACCCAGCCAUACGUAGACCGCAUCCACGAAGUGGGACGUGAAGACCCGGUCCUGCUGGUGGCCCACUCCUACACCCGCUACAUGGGUGACCUCUCUGGGGGUCAGAUCCUUAAGAAGGUACAUAAAAUGGUUUAUUUCACACUUAUAUCGAUACAACUGCCACAAUGAUGCACUUGGGCAGUUUACAACACAGAAACUGAAUUGCAGUCCACAAUAACGUUUAUAUGACAUUGUAUUAGCUUUGAGAUAAGGUUUAUACUCAACAAAACGUGAUUUCAGUUCAUCUUUAAAAUAAUAAAAACAUUUUAAACAUAUCAGUGUAAGCAUUUUCCAAUUGAUUCUAAUUCAUUCAUUCUAAUUAACCCUAUUCUAAUGAAGGUGGCACAGCGGGCGCUGAAGCUGCCCUCUAGUGGCGAGGGGCUGCACUUCUACCAGUUUGAGGGCAUCCACAGCGCCAAGGCCUUUAAACAGCUGUACAGGAGCAGGAUGAACGAGCUGGAGAUGGACCAGGAGACCAAGGAGAGGAUCAUAGCCGAGUCUAACCUGGCCUUCAAGUUCAACAUGGAGGUAAGAUAUUAUUGAUUAGGGUGGAUUUCAUUAGCCUCGUUCGACCAGUCUGAUCUCGCAAACUUACAUUCUGUUUAGCUUCACACAGUUUAGUCAGGAUGGUGGAUCAGGCUAUGAUUUCAUGAUGCUAGUAGUGAUCUACCACAUAUAGUACUGACAUAUGUUAGGUAUCCUAACAGCUGUCUUGUGGUUAACGUAACAGCUGUUUUGAGCUUGAAGAACACUGAUAUGAAGCCAUAACACUUGAUAAGGGUAAUAUAAAUGAUGUGAACGGGUUUGGGAACAUGGUUAGUCCUUUUAAACAUCACACUCAUAAAAUGUAUGCCGGAAUUUGUCGUGUGAUGCUGAUUUAAUGUUGUUGGAUAUUUACCUGUCCCCAGGUGUUCACAGAGCUGGAGGAGGUAGGGAAGAACAUCAAGGAGGAGGUGUUGGACGCAGGGUUCCCAGGACAUGGUCAUGGGGACAUGGUCGGAGACGUUAACAAGUGCCCUUACUACGCUGCCAAAAUGGGUAAACUGCCUGCCGGAACUUCUCACACUUUAAGAUCUCCUUUUUCUGUGUUUGGCAUCAAUUAGACAUGUCAAGUCAUAUGACAACACAUUUGGUACUAACAGUAGUAACAGAAUGAAGUCACAAUGCCAACUUUCACUCAAUAUUGGUCAUAGACAUUAAAAUAUGUACGACUGAAUUAUUAUCCUUCUCUUUCUUCUCCUCCCCCUCCUCUUCCUCCUCUUCCUCCUCUCGCUCUCUAGUGGCCAGUGGCAACACUAACUUUGCCUGUCAGUUAGCCAUGCUGCUGCUGAGGCAUCCUGCUGGUCAGAUGGUUCUGGCCAGCUGGGCGGCUGCUGUCGCCGGAUUGGCUGCCUGGUACCUCAUGUGAUCUAUCACGGACAGAUUCAGCCAAUCGUAUGUUUUAAAGGACGGAAGACUCAACAAGGAAAGGGUGGACUUUUGGAGGAGAAUGGCCAAGCUUUGUCUACAUUUAGGAACUUCUGCCCUCCCUCAAUCCUUUUCAUCCUUUGUUUCUCUCACUCCCUUCGUUGCUGUGUUGAUACCACCUGG